AUUCAGUAUUAUGGGCCACGAAUUUAGUUAAAGCCCUUAUGAAAAUCUCUAGUUCUCAACCUGACAGCCCUACGCUCUAAAAGUUGUUCUCUGUAAAAAAAAAAAAAAUCACACGUGCCCGGACCCUUCUCUCUAUAGCUUUGCUUUCUCCUUAACGCUCUCUCGCUGUCCCUGCAACACUGCCGAAGAUCAACGUCGUCGCUCACGCUGUCCCUCCACCUUCAAGCAAGCUCUGCUCCUCUCUGCCUCUCUCGCUCGGUUCUUCCGGCCGGAAGCAAGCUCCCGCUAUCUCCCUGUCUCGCACGGCCUGAACCGACGAAGACUAACUCUCUCACGCUCGGAGUCCUUCAUCGUUGAGAGCCCAGGAUUGUGCGAUUUCCUCUCUAUCGGUUUGGCUCAAGAAGGGUCUCGUUGAUGCCUGGAAAUUUCUGGUUCAAUCGAGUCUAUUUCACUCUUUAUGCCAAGAGGUAGUAGAAGAAUCUGACUUCUAUGAAACACUCUGCCAAUCCCACAAAAUCCUUGAAAUACAUGCUGCGGCGUUGCUGUUCACAAUGACUUCGUAUCUUUGCCUUUUCUUUUAUUCAUAUGGCGGAUCCGGGUGAAAAUCAACAGCCUGAACACGUCUGCAACUUCUUCAGGAAGCCAUCACGGAACAAAAACAUCAGAAAGCGAACAGUUGUUGAAGAUGAAGAGGAGGAUUCAAAAAUGGAAACCUCAUUCUUACAGAACAAGAAGAAAACCUUAAAGCCCGAGAGUAAGCUGUACUUCUCUACUGGAUCCUCUAAGCACAAUACAUCAACGUCUGCUGAAGCAAAAAAGGAAUCUGAGACACCAAUUUUUCAGUUUGAGUCUUCAAAGGAAAUUCAAGUUGAACAUGAUAGCAGAGCAACAGCGACGCUAGAAACUGAGACUGAGUUCUCAAGAGAUGCUCGUGCAUUGCGUGAGAAAGCUCUUAAGCAAGCAGAUGAGGGUUUGAAGCGGAAAGGAAAGAGCUCUGGGGAUGAAAAGCUUUAUAAAGGGAUCCAUGGGUAUACUGAUUAUAAGGCUGGGUUCCGAAGAGAGCAAACAGUUGCCAGCGAGAAAGCAGGUGGGGCACAUGGGCCUUUGAGGGCUUCUGCUCACAUAAGAGUUUCAGCAAGAUUUGAUUAUCAGCCGGACAUAUGUAAGGAUUACAAAGAGACUGGUUACUGUGGGUAUGGAGAUUCAUGUAAGUUUAUGCAUGAUCGAGGGGAUUACAAGUCUGGAUGGCAGUUGGAGAAGGAUUGGGAGGAAGCAGAGAAAGCAAGGAAGAGAAAUCUAGCUUUGGGAGUAGAUGACGUGGAUGAUGGGGGUGCAGAUCCUGGUGAGGAAGAUGAUGAUGAUUCUUUGCCGUUUGCAUGUUUCAUUUGUAGGCAGCCUUUUGUUGAUCCUGUUGUUACCAAGUGCAAGCACUAUUUCUGUGAGCAUUGUGCAUUAAAGCAUCAUGCGAAGAACAAGAAAUGCUUUGUCUGCAACAAGCCAACGCUUGGGAUUUUCAAUACAGCUCUCGAAAUUCGCAAGAGGAUGGCUGCAGAGAGUAAAUGAGGGUUGCUCAAUGGUGAUCCUUGCUUUGUAACCUUGUUGAAAUGAGCUUUUUCUUUGUUUGUUGGUUAGUGUUGAGAGAGAAAGUUCAUUCAUCGGUCUCUUUUUGUUUUUUCCCAUCAAUGUUCCAUACCCUAUCACAAAUUCUCAAUCAACUGAUUAUUUCCCUUCGCCUUUUUUUCUUUUGGCCUAAGUUAUGACGGAGCUUUGAGUGAGCAUGUAAUACCCAGAUACGUUUCUCUCAGAAAUAUCAAAUGUUUUUGGUAAAUGUUUGUCGAUGUUGAGCAACACAAGCUACAUUGAAAAGUAAUAUAUUUGGCCAUUUACAUGAAA
Molecule: messenger RNA, 1893 nt
Organism: Juglans regia (Persian walnut)
Lineage: Eukaryota; Viridiplantae; Streptophyta; Magnoliopsida; Fagales; Juglandaceae
Product: zinc finger CCCH domain-containing protein 1-like
Exons: 6
Coding region: 586-1563 (325 amino acids)
Biological process (GO): snoRNA splicing
Cellular component (GO): U2-type spliceosomal complex
Molecular function (GO): metal ion binding
Source: RefSeq, a predicted model, not a curated record